AUGGACCCAACAGACGAGAAGGCGGCAUUGGAGAAGGAGACUUUGGGAACGCAAGAGCAAGCAGAGGCAGACAUUCGCGUAGAGCAACCACCGGAAGACAGCCGCGAUGCGACAUCGAGCGACCCCGAAAAAGAUGCCAUUGAGAAAGAGACGGAAACAGACACAUCGACACCAGAUCCAAAACGUUUGAGUGCUACACUCGACGUGGAGGGCCGAGCAAAACGAGAAUCGAUCGAGUCCAGAGUAUUCGGCAGCGUACGCGAUUCUUCCGUCCUUUCUGACAGCGAUUUUGGAGACUUCGACGAUGCAGCGACGCGGCCUUCUGAUAUAUCGCCGCAGACGGCGGAGCGUCCUCAACACAGCCGUGGAGAGACGACGGCAUCCGCCAUAUCUGCGAUAUCGCGAAGAAGCGGAAGAAGUCUGCCACCUUUGCGACGCAAAGAAACAAAACUGGCGCAAAAGGAGGCUCAUCCAUGGCAACAUCUCGGCAUCACCUUGGGCUUGCCAAUGAUCCUCCUCUUCGAUCUGGUGAUCCCUUGCAUUAUCUACUACACCUGGUACAACAACCACAGAGACAAAUGGCGACGUCAAUGUAGGGAGCAGUAUCCAGAUCGCGAAUGUCCCAUUCCCAAGCCAGAGUACGACAAGGACAUUCUAGGCUAUGCCAUCAUCUGCUUCGGAUUUGGCGAGCUUUGGAUCCUAGUAGCCCGAGUUUGGAGGCUGUUCUUUCGGCGGGACGAGUGCGCGCCGCUCCUCUCUCGAAGCCGAUGGGAACUGGACGCGACAUCGUGGGUUUAUGGUGUUGCGAUGAUCAUGGCCUUGAUUCCUUUCGUGGUUGGAUCGUCCCUGGAGCUCCCUCACCUGUACCUGUACUCGCCUACCUUCAUCAUGGGGUUCCUGGGGAUUUUGAUGGUAAUCACAACGUUUGUACCAUUCAAAAUUCCGAUCGGAAUCAACUCGCAAGCUCGAGGGACGCGGUUACGUCCUUUUAUCUAUUACGCGGCAGAGGACUUCAUGGCCGUGGAUGGAUUGCAGGACCGUGAAUUUCGAAUACGAUACAACGAGCGAUACGAGAGCAACUCGAUGUUUCGACGAUUCUUCCUGUAUCUGACGCUGUGGUGGCUGCUGGGGGUCUGCAUAUACAUUGGAUGCGUGUCGGCGAUCAUCUGGACGCUGGAGUUCCAUUACGCGUUUGGUGCGUCGUUCGGCGUUCUGUUCUCUUAUAUCGCUAUAUGGGCUAUCGUGACGGCAGUAUGGGUGAAGCUAGAGAUGAAACGAGAGCAUCUGGCAUAUGAGAACGACGAAAUAGAACCGUAG
Zasmidium cellare ATCC 36951 is the source of this 1317-nucleotide messenger RNA. RefSeq lists its product as uncharacterized. Lineage: Eukaryota; Fungi; Ascomycota; Dothideomycetes; Mycosphaerellales; Mycosphaerellaceae. Bases 1 to 1317 code for a protein of 438 amino acids. The transcript has a single exon. The record is from RefSeq and is a predicted model, not a curated record.